Molecule: messenger RNA, 3369 nt
Organism: Hypanus sabinus (Atlantic stingray)
Lineage: Eukaryota; Metazoa; Chordata; Chondrichthyes; Myliobatiformes; Dasyatidae
Gene: jmjd8
Product: jumonji domain containing 8
Exons: 9
Coding region: 16-861 (281 amino acids)
Cellular component (GO): cytoplasm
Source: RefSeq, a predicted model, not a curated record
AAGAAUACCGUUCGGAUGCGAGGGGAGGGGGACCGAGUCUGCAGCCGGCGCUCACCGACAGCGGCCAUGGGGUCGUGGGCGUUGAGGCUUCUGCUCUCGUCGGUGCUGCUCGGUGGAGCUUCAGUCGGAGACUUGGAGACGGACGGAGGCUGGCAUACAGAUCACGCCACGCAGAUGGUUGGCAAAGGAUCAUGCAGUGUGGAAGUGAGAGACUCUUUGACUUAUUCUGAAUUUAUUCAUCGGUAUGCAUAUUCAAGGCCAGUUAUUCUUCGAGGAUUCACACAGAAUGAGCAUUUCAGGGCUCUCUGCUCUAAGCAAAGGCUUCUGCAGAAGUUUGGAAAUCACUUGGUGAGAUUGAGCACAGCAAACACUUACUCCUAUCAGAAAGUUGAUGUUCCUUUUAAAGAAUAUGUCGAGCACAUAAUGAAGCCUCAGUCUUUGGAUUCUUUGGGUAGUGAUACACUAUACUUUUUCGGAGAUAACAAUUUUACAGAAUGGGACUCUCUCUUCAGAACAUACAUCCAGCCUCCAUACCAACUCCCUGGGACCAAAGGAGCUUACAGUUUUGGGAUAGCUGGUUCAGGUACAGGAGUGCCUUUUCACUGGCAUGGAGCAGGAUAUUCUGAAGUUCUAUAUGGGCGAAAGCGCUGGUUUCUUUAUCCACCAGACAAAACACCAAAAUUUCAUCCAAACAGGACCACACUAUCGUGGAUGCUUGACACAUAUCCAUAUCUACCAGAAAUGGACAAACCUUUGGAGUGUACUAUACAUCCAGGAGAAAUACUGUAUUUUCCAGAUCACUGGUGGCACGCUACCCUUAAUAUUGACACCAGUGUCUUCAUUUCUACAUUUUUAGGAUGAACACAAAGUCAAAUCACAUGGUUUUACCCAAUCCAUUUUCCUUCAACCUUCCGUAAAUCAAUAGAGGAUUGAGAGUCUGAAACAGCUGCCUCAAAUUUGCACAAAAUGAUCAGCACUGAAAAUAGCCAUAUUCUUAUUAAUGGAGUAAAUAUGAAUGCAGGUGAACAUCCAGCCUAUCCUAAAAAUGAAAUAAGAAGCUUAUUAAAAGUUACAUGUCUUUUGAACUGGAAUGACAACUGGACCACUGAAUGACAAAUAUAAUGAACAUUGUUUGAAGAUUCUCCAGUGAAAUAUUGAUUUGUUUGUACUACAUUGUCUUUGUGAAAAAAAUACUCUUACAUUCCAGUAUUGUAAUAGUUCAUUUUUCUCCUGUAAUAUCCAAAUGGUUGUCAGUUUUUUGUACCCAAUUCCUUUUGCAAGUAGAGUUGCUACAUAUAGUGUCUUCUAGUUCAGUCUUGCUGUAAGCAUGCCCUUUUACUUUAAGGCAGCCUGUCACAACCUUUUUGCCCUGCAGGAACCCACGAAUAAUAUUCGGUGUUGGAAACCCUGCAUAAAAAUUAUUAUUAUAUCUACAGCUCAUUACAGAUAAUGUGAUCAGGAAGUUAUAGAGAUAAUAAUCCAAAAAUAAUUGUCAUUGCUCUUUUGAGUAGAGAAUGCAUGCCAAGCAACACAGCAUCUGCAGAUUUUCUCAAGUGAAUUUUUAACCAAAUUCCCCUGAUAAAAGCAGGUAGUUAAGCUUAGCUUACUUUUCUUGAAAUAAAACCUUUUUUUUCCCUUUCAUAAAUUUUAAACACUCAUAAGGCAAACUUAUUAAACUUCUGCUAAAUAACUAGCUUAAGCCAAAAUGGGAUUUAAUUUUUCUAAAGGUAGGCUUGGUAGAUUUAUUUUAAAUAAAGGUUGUAAAUUAAUGCUAUUUACAAGUCAGUUGGCAGGGUGCAAGGGAGAGUUGGGGGAAGUAAUUCGGGAGGGAGAGGCUGACAUCAAUGCUCAGAAAACACACCACAAUCUUUGUCAGCAUACCGUCCUCCCCUCUAUGCAAUACAGCGCACACCAAUUAUCAAUGACCUCCCCUAUCUUGUGUCAACUACUGAGAACUGACUCCACCAAAUAAACCUGGUCUUACUGUGCACUGCCAUACUGGGCUGAGAGACCACACCCAAAAUUACUCACGGGUCAACUUCAUCACUGCCCACCACUGCGAGCACUAGCAUCACACGCAAAUCAUUAAACAAUUUUGUUUUUAAAACAAUCUCUCACAUAACCCCGUUGAGAAACCCUGCUUUAAAGUAUGAAAUGUUCCUUUUUUUUAAAUCAUACUAUGUCAGAUUAGAGCAACAUCUAAAGAAACAGCUCUCCCAAAGCACUUUAUAUCCAGAAAUCAUGGCAAACAAUUAAGCACAAGCAAUAAGCUAUGCCAGAUAAUGUUUAAUACAGGUGAGGGUGAGUUAAGUGGUAGUAACUCCCCACUCCUCUUCAAAAUAAUUUAUCUGCAGCUAAAAUUUAAGCAUUCAAAAAGCUGUAGAAAAGUCACCUGCUAAACAACUAAAACACCUAUUAUUAAUCUGCAUCAAUAUCAAGGGAGAUCCAGAUCUCUCCAAAUCUGCUUUGACUGAUCCGUCAAGUGUAAGGGAAAAGUUGACCUCAUUAUGUUAACAAACUAAUAUCCUAUAAAAAUAUAUAUUGGAUUCUAAGUAAAUAGCGAUAUGGCAAGAAUGGGAAGUUAGCUGUUUCAAUAAUUAUCAAUUCAUUUCUCCUUAAUCAUAUAAUAAUCCUACAUUAUAACAUCUCUGAAAACCCAUUUCAUGCUUUGAACAAAAUGCAGUUUAAAGUUAAUGUUAAGACUAACUUGAGAGGAUCUAAUCUAAACAUUAGAUAUUGCAAUAAGUGAGUAGCAACAAAGGAAUUUUUAAUUUGAUGUCUACAUCAUAAAAUGAUUUAAGUGCAGCUAUAGUGUAAGUGUGAAGCUAACUGACAUUACGUAGUUAGUUCCAGAUAUUAGAAUCAGUAGGCAGAUUAGAAUCAUAAAUGUCAGGUGUUUAGACAUUUAAUAUUUCAUUCCACUUCUUAGUACAGAAUAAAAAUAGGAAUUUCAUCCAGAAUGCUGGACAAACUGCAACUCAAUUAUUUUCAUAACUUGAAUAUGUGAAAGUUUACCAUGGCACUUUAAACAUCUAUUUUUACCUGCUAAAUUGGUCUCUGGCAUUUCUUUAGAAUUAUCAGCUGCAUCGAUAAGGGGAGCCUGCCGCAUUGGCAACAGCUUGCCCUCCUUAUCGCACUGCACCGGCUUGCUUAUCACGUAAACAGCAAGGACGCAACAUCCAUGGCCGACCCCGACAAAUGGAGGGCCUCUCACAGCUGUUUUGGUAUUUCAACUUUGCUUUUUGUAGUGGCUCUGAAACAAGCAUAGUAAUAGGCCAGACAGAUUCUGAUGGAUCCUCAAGCCAGAUCAGUUAUUCUCAGGAAGAAUUGUUGUAAAUAAAAAUGAACAGGGCCAUCCAUGCAUAAAUA